Molecule: messenger RNA, 780 nt
Organism: Candidozyma haemuli
Lineage: Eukaryota; Fungi; Ascomycota; Pichiomycetes; Serinales; Metschnikowiaceae
Exons: 1
Coding region: 1-780 (259 amino acids)
Source: RefSeq, a predicted model, not a curated record
AUGCCAAUGCCCUUUGUUACGGCAUCCUUUUGUUUCAUCAUACUAACUAGCACAGCCUAUCUUCACGAUAAAAGACCUACUCGUGGAAACACUCGUGGAAGGUUUAGCUGGGUGAAAAGACUUGUUCAGGGGCAAAAUUCUCAUACACCGCCCCACCAGCAUCAGCACCAGCACCAGCAUGCACAACGGGUUCUGACACAGCCAGCCCGACAGCCAACGGGGACUAGAGGAACAGGGCUUGAGCGGCCAAGCGAAGUCAGGUUCAGUGUGAAAAGUGCCCCAGUGAUUCCAGGUACGCCAGGUAUUGCUCUGGACGACAACAGUACGCGAAAGUCUCUCAAGAGCAUGGACAUUGGAAGCGAUGCUGAUGUGGAUUCCCAGAUGUCGGUGCAUUCUGAUAACAUUUCAACCAUCCCGCUUAAACUGAUAGUUUCACACACGUCGACGAACUCGCCUUCAAUUAUCAGCGGUGAGCCCCACAAUGACAACAACUCGGGAGUUGCAUCUACGGCGGAUACGUCGCUUUUACCGAGUCCUCAUGCUUCCGUAUCUCCUAGUUACUACACGGGACUGUUAACAACGAGGCAUGGAGCAGAGAGGGAGCGUGACAGCGAACUGAUAGUCACGCUUGCCAGCUCUUCAAGAAGGGUAAGGCGAAGGAGCAUCGAUACAAAUUGCAGCAUGGCAGGCAUCCCACCUGCCAGUAUUAUGGAACGUUUGACGGUGAACCCGUCAACAAGAGACCCUCCUGGGGACGAGGAGCAAUCGUUAGGUAGGUAA